Pteronotus mesoamericanus is the source of this 3595-nucleotide messenger RNA. It is a transcript of the gene ERMN, whose product is annotated as ermin. NCBI's taxonomy places the organism in Eukaryota, Metazoa, Chordata, Mammalia, Chiroptera, Mormoopidae. Gene Ontology annotation, cellular component: myelin sheath; extracellular exosome; internode region of axon. The record is from RefSeq and is a predicted model, not a curated record. The transcript has 3 exons. Gene Ontology annotation, molecular function: actin filament binding. The coding region runs from base 217 to 1047 and encodes 276 amino acids. Gene Ontology annotation, biological process: regulation of cell shape; actin filament organization; morphogenesis of a branching structure.
CGUGGGCUGGUGGCAAAUCUGACAAAUCCUGUUGCUUUUGUUCCAAGCUCCAUCUGAGCACCUGUAGAAAAAAGAAGUUUGUUAUUAUGCACUAAAGUGAAUAUUCCUGGAGUAGGAGUUGGAACCAUAAGACUUGAAGGCAAGAGAACGUAUCAUCAAGGAUCUGUUUACCCAGUUUCCUCAAAGCUCUCUCUUAGUCGGACUCAGCUGUACAUCAUGACAGAUGUUCCAGUGACAUUCAGUCAGGUGGAGUGUAAUGGGGAUAUACCACCUGAAAACGGUAAACCACCGAUCACUGAAGCCAGUGAGGAAGCCAGUGAUGUGGGUAGCACCCCACCAUACUACAGGAUAGAACCCAGUCUUGAGGAUUUACUCACAGAAGGAAAUCAGGAGAAAAGUGAAAAACUUCAAGGGAAGAGAAUGCUUAACUGGUCGAUGGAUGAGAAGAUCCUGAAAGAAAAACCAGAAGAGAAUCUGUUUGUUGUUCAUAAGGCCAUCACAGAUCUUUCUCUUGAAGAAACAAGUGUUGAUGAAAUGACAUUCAGAGAAGGGCUUCAGUGGGAAAAGAUUUCUCUGCAUCGCAAUAACCGGGAAGUAAGUGGACAAAAAGAAAGAAUUGUUGAACAGCCUCUAGAAGAAAGAGAAGAUGAGGGUAGGAAGAACAAAGCUUACCAGGCAACUGAAAUUGAAUGGCUGGGAUUUCGAAAACCUCACCAAGUUGAUGUGGUGCGUGAGGAGGAGCAAGAGGUUUGGGAUGAAGAAAUUAACAAUGAAGACGAUGAUGAAGAUGAAGUUCGAGUGAUAGAAUUCAAGAAGAAAAAUGAAGAGGGUUCUCACUUAACAGAAGAAGGUGAUCCAAGUGAGGACUCCCCACUGAGCAGCUCCAGCUCCCAACCUGUGACACCUGAUGAGCAGCCAGCUUUUGGAAAGAAGGGUGAUAUUUCCAGAAAUGCUUAUUCAAGAUACAAUACAAUAUCCUAUCGGAAAAUCAGGAAGGGGAAUACCAAGCAGAGAAUUGAUGAAUUUGAGUCUAUGAUGCAUUUAUAAACUAACUGGAUCUGAGAAGUUCUCAGGCCCACUAAUGCAAAAGCUAAUUCUAUAUUCCUGAGAUGCAUCAUUGUAUGUCUUAUUUCACUUAUCCCCUGUAAAGAUGUGGAAACUCACUUUCUGUUUUUCUGUAGAGUUAUGUGGAAAUAACCCUAGACAAAAUUCAGUAUGGUAACUUCAAAUCAGAAAGCUUUACAUUUGUUUGUGGACAUUUGCUUUUUAAAACUUCACUUACAUAGCAUUACAGGAUAAGCCCUAAACAGCCAGAACCCUGGGGAAUCUCACAUAAUUUGGCUUUAAAAGGAGGAGUGCUGGGAAAUGUAGUCAUUAAAUGGAGAGACCUAUUUGAAAUGAUUCUUAUAUUUCUUUCGGGGUCUUUCUUCCUGUACCUUGAGGCUGAAUGAAAGUCUGUUGUUAACUCUUUCUUAACUUUUAAACAUUAUUUUAUAGAUUCUGGCAAUAAACUUCUCAAAAUACUUUGCCUUCCUUGUUAUCUUCAAAAAAGAUUUGAAGUGGUUUCCUAGGUAUCCACAGAGUAAAAACCCUGUAUGGGCCUUCUUCCUCAGUGUUACCAUUCACUGAAUUUUCUCACUAGAGGAGCUGAGCAAUUGUUAGGAGAAUUCUAACUAAAUGUUGCCUUUAUGCUCUCAGGAUGAAUUAAAUCCAUUGUGAGGUAGACACAGGGAGGGGCUAGAAAAUUGGUGGCCAACAGACUAGUUAUAUUGGAAAAUUUUAUUUCUGUGACAGAAAAUAAAAUCUUGUCUAGAAAAGUUAGUGUCAUUAAAAAUGAAAAAGAGCUUUAGCACAUUUUAAGGAAAAUACCCCCCUUAUUAUCACGCUUUCCCUUAUUAAUAAUGUCAGAAUAAUUUUCUUUCCUAAGAAACUCAACACAACACUAGUCAUAACUGUACUAGUUACUAUGAAAAUGGAAGUAAUUAUCUUAGAAUAUUCUCAAAGUAGAGUGUGAGCAUGUAUUUUUAGUGAGAAAGCUUUGAUGGUUGUUGGGAAUAUAUAAUUUACUGGACCUCAGCCCAAAUCGAAAUGCUUAAAAUUGCACUGACGGAGUUUAAUGAAGCCAGUGUGUCAAAUAAUGCAUUGAAUAUUUAUGAAAAUUGAGAGUCUAUAUUUAUAUAGAUUUCUUAGAUAGUUUCAUAAUUUUUUAUUUCAGGCUCCAUAUAUAUUAUCCUGUACUUUCAGUCACUGCAGAUAAAGAUAUUUUUUGGCCCUGCAAAUAAAAAGACAAUUCCUUAUUGUCUGAAUAUAAUACAGUCUUCAUUGUACUAUUCAAUCCUUUGUUUACUUCUUUUUUAUUUUGUAAAAAAAAACACAAAAAAACCUUGGUUUAGCUCUUCUUAGAUUAUUGCUUAUUUAUGUGUAACAAAUCCCACACAUUUUAAUGGAAAUUUCUUUAAUUCUUCUUCGUCAUAUAUUUCCAUAGUAUCACAUACUAUUAUUUAGCUUUUACAAGACUCAGUUUUCAAUUAAGAUUGCAGUGUCCCUUCUACUCUUUCAAAGAAAUACUUUGUGACUUGAUCAUAUAAAAGUCCUACCAUCCUUCCUUAAUCUGUUAACCUGUAGAUUUCAUUUUUGUCAAGGCAAGUUUUCAGAAUAAAGCUAGGAAAAUCUCGUCUUUAUUGAUAAACUUAAGUAGAAAAUUGAUGUAUUAGCACAGUUUCCUGUUUAUUUAGAGCCUCUAAACCUAGACAACCUAUUUUAUUUUCUGGAUUACUGAUGACCCCUACAAUUUUCUCCUUAAAUUCAAAGCUCUAUAUUGUGUUAUCUGUCAUAAAACAGGACCAUAUUGUUAAUCUACCAUCAACAGAGCUUGAAUUUUAAAUUAUUCCAGGGGAGGUAGUUGUAUGGUGGUGGACUAUGGCCAUGUGGUAUGGACAAACAACUAGCUCUUCUGGGGCAUGCAGAUAGAUAGAUAGAUAGAUAGAUAGAUAGAUAGAUAGAUAGAUAGAUAGUAACCCUAGCCUUUUUUGCUUUGUGUUCUUUAACCAGAUGAUUAACCAAUCAUGAAAGAUUUUGUCAACAUAUACUUUUUCAGGGUAUAUUCUAUGAAUAAAUACUUAAUGUUGAUGGAUAAGACAAUGUAGUUGCAAAGAGACUGUAACUAUUCUUUGGCAUUGCCCUAUGCUGUUGUUGUACACUAAGGCCACGUAGUUAAGUGACUAUAAGUAACAUGACAUUGAUGGGUGGCUGUUUGACUCUUUGUAACCUAGGAAAGACAAGGCUCUGGGUCAGAUUGCAUGAGGGAUAUUAUCAUAUUUGAAACUCAUGUGGGACAUAUAGAAUAUAAAUUGAUAACUACGCAGCAAAGUUUACCACUUGUGUGAGUCAAGGUUCAUGGUUGGAAGAAGGAUGACUCUGGUACCUGAAGGAGGGAGAAUUAAUUUAUUGUGAGAAUGCUGAUAUUUCUUACAUGAUUUUUUUAUUUUCCUUAGUUGCUGGGUGAACAGGAAUUAAUAGUUCUCUUUCUUUGUCAAUUUAAAAUUUACCUUUAAUAUAAUGCUAACUUUGAUGACACAGAAUAUGUCAGAACCUA